AAUUUCUGGCAGCCUUGCACCUGCCAACUUCGUUCUGUUACCUAAACUACUGCACCGACUUUGGCUAGGCCGGGCGAGACCAGUUUGGUUGUCGGUGUGUUGUGCAACUUGCUCCUUCUUCAUAAAUACAGAGCAUUUCCGCCCUCUGUCCGAACUUCAUUCUCGCUCAUCACUGAAAGCACACUCACCGUUACUCUUCUUGACUGUCGACGAGCUUCAAACCAUGGACCAAAUGUUGAACUUGUCGGUACCUGCAUCCCAAACCGCACCCACACCCUCAGCCUCGUCGCUUUUCCCUCCUCAACCUCUAUCGAUGGCCUUGCAUGCUAUCAAUUCUUCUUCUGCUAUUCACACGCGGUCGCUACCAUCCCGCAAUUUCACCCCCAAAGACUGGGAUACCCACAAGACAGAAAUAUCUACCCUUUACCAGAAGACUACGUUGCGUCAGAUCCGAGAACUCAUCAGCAACAAGUACGGCCUUGAAGCAUCGGACAAACAAUACAAAGACCGAUUCAAGAAAUGGAAUUUGAGCAAAAAUAUCAAGGAAAAACAAUGGCUUGCAAUCCAAAGGAAGAAGACUGAACGCGACAGGGUUGGAAAGUCUUCAUCGGUACGAGUCCAAGGUAAACACAUAUCGGAAGCUAGACUUGAGCGGUACUUCCAUGACAACCCCGGACUUCUCAACAACGUCAGUGUGUCAGUUGAGGAUAAGAAUGGAAUGGCGGCAACACCAAAAGACAUACAAGUCUUCACACCCUCAGACAACCGAACUUGCACGUCUGUUGUAGCUUCAAGCCCACCAAGCAGAAUCCAGGUCAUCAUCAAGACGCCUGAUGACAUACAUCAAAGCCACUUCGCAGACAUGAUUGACAUAGACGCCGCGGAAGACUUGUAUUCUGCUAGUCCGCCUAGAGCGCGUUCCCCUGGAACCAUUCCCUCAAGAAUUCUCGGUAACGACAUGCGAGAGUUGUCGUUCAAUCCUCCAGAGGACACAGAACCCGCGGGAGAUGUAUACUCUGCCAGUCCUGCACGAAUUUCGGCGUCUGGAGCAGCUACCUCUGAAGAUCCUGAUACACCUAUGCCAGACUCGUCGUCAGAUAUCCGAAUGUCUCCACCGCCAUCACCUGCUUUGUCAAUCUCCAGUCUCGUAGAACUCAGCAAGUACAGAGGAGAAGAUCCAGCUCCUAUUUUCGAAGACAUCGAGGUCCCCGUUCUUCCUCAGCCGUUCUUUGACUCAACACACUGGCCCCAGAGCUUCUACACAGACUCAGUCGUUGACUUGAUGGGCUCCAAAGAGGAGGCAAGCAAGUGGCAGUUGCAAAAAAAUCCCAUGGGCAAGCGAUAUCGACAGGAAGAAGAACGUACGCUCUGGGUAGAGAUAGAUCUAAAGACCUCCGAGUUCGAAGGUUACAAUCCAGAGGUUGAGACUGCCUUGUUCGCACUAUAUAACUUACUUGUCCACCAAGGGAGGUACAAGAUGGCGGAAAGUAUCAUUCGAAGGGUUGUGUCUGAAUACACUGUGGAAGACAAUGAGAAUGUCACAAAACUUCGUGCACGAAGUCUUCUAGCUCAGAUACUGAGCUACCAAGGUUUCCAUCGCAAUGCCAUGAAGAUUCACCAACAAGUCCUUCAUUAUCAAGAGAAACUCCUUGGAUCUGCACAUCCAGACACAUUGAGCAACAAGCACCGGCUAGCAUGGACACUUUACAACUUGGGACAAUACAAGAAAGCCGAAAGGCUGGGGAAAGAAGUGAUAGAAAUCAGUACACGAGUCUUUGGCGCCGAGCAUCCUAAUACGCUAGCGUCAAUCAGUAACCUGGCAUUAGCAUACAAGAGGCAAGGCCUUUGGGGCGAGGCUGAGAAGUUGGAGCUGCGGUUGCUUGAAACUGACAAGAUGUUGUGGGGCAGUGGCCAUCCUGAGACGCUCACGCACAUGUCGAAUUUGGCAGGCACGUACGCAGAGCAGGGCCGCUGGAAAGACGCUACAGAGCUCGGAGCAGAAGCAUUGGAGAUACGCAGGGGGGUGCUAGGCGAGGAACAUCCGAAUACCGUUGCCAGCAUGCACGAUUUGGCGAGGACAUAUUAUGGUCUAGGUCACUGGGAUAAAGCCGAGGAGCUGCAAGUGGAAACAUUGCGACUGAGCAGGAAGGUGCGGGGGAAAGAGCAUCCCGACACGCUAAUUCACAUGCACAAUCUCGCAGUCAUGCGGCAACGCCAAGACCGCCUGGAAGAGGCCGAGAACAUGUUAGAACAAGCACUCGAGAUGCAGAGGAGAGUGCUAGGGGAGGAGGACCCAGACAAACUGAGUACCAUGCGCGUUUUGGCAUCGGUGUUUUGCGAUCAAGGUCGCUGGGACGAUGCCGAGAAGCUUGGGAAGGAAGUUUUGCAUUCGACGGAGAACUGGUUUGGCGAAGACCAUCCUAGCACAUUGGCUACGAAAAACAACUUAGCUCUAACAUACGUCAGCCAAGGUCGCUUUAGCGAGGCCGCUGAGCUGGAAGUCGAAGUGUGGGAGAUAAAGAAGAGGUUGUACGGCGAGCAGCAUCCAGAAACCAUCAUUAGUAUGAACAAUCUUGCGUAUACGUGGAAGGACCUGGGGCGAGGCGGGGAAGCUGUGCUGUUGAUGGAAGACUGUGUACGGCUGUGUCAGGAAGUCAUCGGUGCUGAGCAUCCAGAUACGAUUGGCAGUAUGUAUGGUCUUGCUUGUUGGCGGAGGGAUCAGGGUCGAGAUAAUGACGCUGUUGAGUUGAUGACAAAGUGUGUGGAGUUAAAUAGUAGGGUUCUCGGCGCUGAUCAUAAGGACACUCUAUUAAGCAUGCACGAGCUCGCGAUCAUGUGGAAGAACCAAGGUCAGGUGGAUGAGGGUAUUGACUUAAUGACGAAGUGCGUGGACUUGCGAACCAGAGUACUUGGUGCUGAGCAUCAGAAUACCCUUCAUAGCAUGCACGUGCUUGCGAUUAUGUGGAAGGAUCAUGGUCGAGAUGAUGAGGCUGUUGAGUUGAUGACGAAGUGUGUGGAGGUUUUGACCAAAGUCUUCGGUACCGAGCAUAAGGGCACAAAAGCCUGUUUCGCAUGGCUGAAUUUCUGGGAACAAGAAAAGCUCUGUGGCGCGGAUGAUUGGCAGGAAGAAGAUGAGGAGAUGAGCGACGGAGAAUAUAAUGACGAUGAGGGGGAUAGCAUGGAAGAGAGCGCUGAUGAGGAAAUUGGACUGGAGGGAAGGGCAACUGAUAGGAUCCCUUGUGAUGACCUUGGAUAA
Molecule: messenger RNA, 3256 nt
Organism: Cadophora gregata
Lineage: Eukaryota; Fungi; Ascomycota; Leotiomycetes; Helotiales; Ploettnerulaceae
Exons: 3
Coding region: 224-3256 (1010 amino acids)
Cellular component (GO): kinesin complex
Molecular function (GO): protein binding
Source: RefSeq, a predicted model, not a curated record